AUGUCGGCCUCAAAACAAUUAGGGAAGGGUAUCAAAGUCGCCAUCAUUGGAGGUGGCCCUGCCGGUCUGGCAGCUGCCAUUGAGUUUGGCAGAUUACCCUUUGUGGAGUGGCGUCUCUACGAGCAGAAACCAGCUAUCAGUGAAAUUGGAACUGGCAUUACCUUGCAGCGCAGCACCUGGAGCUUACUGGAAAAGCUCGGGGCGUCCAAACACCUUGGACCGAAUGACUUCUUCAGGUCUUCAAAUGGCCACGAUUACCAGUACAGGGACGGGAUAUCUGGCAUACUUGUGAAGCAGACCUAUCCGCCACCACAUGUUCCUCGUCAUCAGGCUCCCUGCCGAGUUCACAGAGGUAGAUUGCAGAGGGCAUUGUUGAAAGAAACAGAUCAACGCCGUAUUCGACCGGGUAUGAAAUUAGUUAGUGUCGAGCAGCUACCUUGUGGCAAGCUUCGCCUAGCAUUCGACGACGGCUUCACCGACAAUGUCGACCUCCUCGUUGGUGCCGAUGGUAUUCGAUCGGUCGUUAGAAAAUUUGCCUUUCCAGAUCAUUCCGUCCACUACACAGGCGCGACCGCUUAUAGAGCGGUAGUCAAAGUCGCUGACGUCGAGCGGAUAACCUGCCUGUCGAGGGCUUCAGCAUUCUGGUAUGGCACCGAAGACAAGUGGAUUUAUACAGCUCCAUUGGACGAUGAAGACUGGGAAGUCACCUGCAGAAUCAGAGAGGCCGACGACGGAGACCGAUCGACCUGGGGCAAAGAAGUCAGUGUCGCCAAGUUUAUCGAAAAACAUAAGGAAUAUUGCGAGCCAGUUCAGAAGCUGCUCUCACUCAUCACCCAGAUCAAUCGGUUUGACUACUUUGGCGGGACAAGAUUGCCCUCAGUCGUCAAUCACCAAUCCAUUGCUCUUAUUGGAGACGCGUCACAUCCGUUGUCUGGUGCUUUUGGUGCUGGCGCCGCAUUCGCUCUCGAAGACGCACACACGCUGGCACGAGCGCUCAAAUGGGCAGCUUCGUCAACUGGAGGUUUGAAAGAUGCCCUGAAUCUUUUUGACAGCGUGAGAUCACCCUACUAUCGUGCUCUUUACCAGACCCUGGACGACAUCGCUGCUUCGCACGGGAAGACAUUGCGUGAGGCUUCGUCGGUGGAAGAAGAGAUUGCCGGUCGAAUCGAGAAUGUCUCAAAUCAGGAGCGCAAGUGGAUGUAUUAUCAUGAUGUGGACCAAGCAUUUGAGGAUGCUGUAUCAGGUAUCGGAAAAGAAUAG
Messenger RNA from Fusarium sp. VM40, 1260 nucleotides. NCBI's taxonomy places the organism in Eukaryota, Fungi, Ascomycota, Sordariomycetes, Hypocreales, Nectriaceae. The record is from the annotation of a GenBank genome assembly.